Molecule: messenger RNA, 1494 nt
Organism: Clonostachys byssicola
Lineage: Eukaryota; Fungi; Ascomycota; Sordariomycetes; Hypocreales; Bionectriaceae
Source: the annotation of a GenBank genome assembly
AUGUCUCAACCAUCCGGAAAAGAGACGGCCAAAGUGGCCCUAAAUCAUUUCUUUGGGACAAACCCCACAGACGCAGAGGUCCAAGCCUGCGUUGCUUUUCUUGCGGCGAGCGACAUUUCGACCGAAGCCCAAGGACCGGAAGACCACACCAACAUCCACGAGCUCAUACAGCGAAUCGCCCUCGCCAGGAAGGCACAAGAAAAAAUCACCAACGCGAAGGGGAAUAACCCUGCCGCAACCAAACAGUCACUAGAGCUCAAUCUAGCACAUCUGUCGUACUUUCUAUGCGCGGAGAAAGAGAGCCUUAAGAAGAUCGUCAAUGAAACACCAAACCACCUCGACGCGCGUUUACGAACUAUCGAGCCUUUCGUCAAAAUGAUGCUCCAGAAAGAUUUCCGUCUCCCCUUCCCCAUCAACAUAGGCCCCGGCAGUGGUGCAGCGGAUACCACGUACCAGCCAAAAGCCAAACGCGUCAAAGUCGGGAACGCAAUCGAUAGAAAUCAGGCCACGGCAAAUGAGGCACGACAACGCGAUCAACGUUGCAUUGCGACUGGCUGCCCUGUCUUCGAAGCUUGCCACAUCAUGCCGUUCUCAGUCAACAACACAUCGGCCAAGCUAGAAACUGCACGCGAAAUCUUGACCGAUAUUGUCAUGCCAAUGCUGUCUACCGAUGACUGGGAAAUAGUUCAAAAGCUGGUGGUUCCAGGUAGUCCAGGCAGCGGGGAAGUCGGUAUCUCGGAUGAGCCCUGUAAUAUCUUAUGUUUGAACCCCCUCGCACACAAAAUUUUCGAUAAGGCAUACUUUGCCUUUGAGUGGGUUGGUCUCAGCAAUAAAAGAGAGCUCGAUGACGAGACCUACAGAACUGUACGACUCCGCUGGCACUGGCUUCCAAAAUGUGUUGCUGACUCCCUGGGCCAAACGUAUCUUCACGAGAGGACUUCGCGUAAAGGCGACACCGGGAGACUUUUGAAGUUUGGUGAUGGAUCAGACCAUGGUAUGGCCGCUGCCAUUCAUCGUCACCUCACCAACACCACCAACACAAGCAUGAUCAGCUCCCAUGGCGUGUCUCUGCACCGCAUGGAGAACCACAGGCCAUUGGUGACUGGAACAAUCCUCCUGAUCAAGGUCAAGGAGGCUGACUUGGACAAGACGAGGCUACUGAUACAGAUUCAAUGGCUUGCUCUCAGAAUGGCGGCCAUAUCUGGGGCUGCGGAGGUGGUGGACGAACUUGAUUCCGAGCCUCCAGGGUCUCUCGACGAGCUGCCAACAUCCCGCAGAGCAAUGCUACAGGCUGAAACUGAUGAGCUUUACGAUGUCGUUCUGCCGGAGCGCAGACAGAUGUUCGCCGCACAACGCGCCCCGGAGUCUCCCGAUACCGAAGAGGCCGGCCCAGCCCCUAAAGCUGAUGCUGAGGCUGAGUCAAUGGCUGCCAGGAGCCCUACACGACGUGAUGAUCCCCCGAGAGAUGACGCCGAGGGACUAGAGGAUCCGUAG